Zea mays is the source of this 1075-nucleotide messenger RNA. Its product is annotated as RING-H2 finger protein ATL2A. NCBI's taxonomy places the organism in Eukaryota, Viridiplantae, Streptophyta, Magnoliopsida, Poales, Poaceae. The record is from RefSeq and is marked validated. The coding region runs from base 152 to 790 and encodes 212 amino acids. The transcript has a single exon.
CUUCCCAUCCCACCACCACCAGCUAGCCCAACAAGAGAAAGACUGAGAGAGAGAGAGAGAGAGAGCUCCACUGCACCCUGCAGCACCCUGACCUAAACUGGUCCCUCUCUGCUGCCUCCGCCCCACCACUCGUCUCCCACCGAGCAAUAGCAUGCGGCACUUGCAGGCCACCGUCGAGCACCUGGCCGGGGUGGCGGCCACGCCCCCGCCGGCGUCCGCGGGGGGCGGCGUGCACACGGACACGUUCCUCAUCCUGGCCGCCGUGCUCUGCUUCCUGCUCUGCGUCGUCGGCCUGGCCUUCGUCGCGCGGUGCUCGCGGCUGUGCAACCCCUCGUCCUACUCCGUGGACGCGCGGGGCCCCGUCGACGACGGCGACGACGAGGCGGCAAUGCCGGCGCCGCGCAAGGGGGUCGACAGGGCCGCGCUGGAGAAGCUGCCGACCGUGCCGUUCGCGUUCGAGGAGGGCCAGGACGGGGAGCGGCCGGAGUGCGCCAUCUGCCUCGCCGAGUUCGCGCCCGGGGACGAGGUCCGCGUGCUCCCGCCCUGCGCCCACGCCUUCCACGCGGCCUGCGUCGACACCUGGCUCCUCUGCACGUCCACGUGCCCCUCCUGCCGCACCGCCCUCGUGCUGGCGCAGGCGCUGGAGCCGCCGGCAUCCGCGGACCCCCUGAUGCAGUGCUGCGCCUGCGCGUCGGCGCAGGCCUCGGCGGGGCCGGCAGAGUGCCCCGUCCUCCCCCUCGCCGUCGUCGUCGUCGUCGAGCGCGGACCUUGCCGGACGUCAGUACCGUAGGCUGGCGAUGCCCAGCGAGCGUCCAAUUGACGCCGACACCUUGUACAUACUCGCCAGAUUACUAGUGAAGUUGUGUACAGUGCGCGAUGGUGCAUUAGACAAAUCACUUCACUUGUACUCCUACUACGUCUGACUGGUUGCCUAGCUGUAAAUUUUACCGGCGAUGGCGAGUUUGUCCUCUCGAUCGACGUGCAGUCGUGCACGAAACAGAGAAGCGUUUUGUUUUCUGCUACAUGCUCGUGGUUAGCCGCAGACAUACAGUUCCGUAGAGAAAAGAAAAAAAAA